Messenger RNA from Fusarium venenatum, 1515 nucleotides. The record is from RefSeq and is a predicted model, not a curated record. NCBI's taxonomy places the organism in Eukaryota, Fungi, Ascomycota, Sordariomycetes, Hypocreales, Nectriaceae.
AUGGCUGAUGACCAUGCAGCCAAAUCUAUAUCGUGUUACGGUGCCGGGAUCAACAGCACACCAAACCUCGAUCGCAUUGCAAACGAGGGAAUGCGUUUCGAUCAUUGCUAUGUCACCAACAGUAUCUGCACACCUUCUCGAGCCGCAAUUCUCUGCGGUACCCACAAUCACGUCAACGGAGUGAUGACGCUCGAUUCGAAGAUCAACAAGAGGCUGCCCAAUGUUGCCAAACAACUGAAGUCAGGACCUGCAGCCUACCAAACAGCAAUGGUGGGCAAGUGGCAUCUUGGCGAGGGCGAUGAUCACGAACCCACUGGCUUUGACUACUGGAGUGUUGUGCCUGGUCAAGGUGAAUACUGGGAUCCUCAGUUCAUCGAGCCCUCUGGAACGUCUCGAGUUCCCGGAUACGCGACCGACAUCAUCACGGAUAAAUGUAUAGACUGGAUGGAAAAGCGCGACAAGUCACGGCCAUUCUUUCUCAUGUGCCACCACAAAGCCCCGCACCGAUCUUGGGAGUAUGAUCAAAAACAUAAGGACCUCUACAAGGACCCUGUGCGUCUGCCUGAUACCUUCACCGAUGAUUACAAAAACCGUGCAAAUGCUGCGAAGGUGGCCAAGAUGAAAGUUGCAGAAGACUUGACCUACACAGACCUAGGCAUAGUACAACCAGAAGGUCCCAGAAGCCAGACCGGAGAGAAAAUGAUUGACAAGUGGUGGUGGAAUGAUCGGAAGAUCCCUGCGCCUGAAGAUGUCACUGGGUUGAGGCUCAUCUGUAAAGAGACGGCCCAAGUCUUCACCUUCAAGACUAAGCAAGAGCUCGCAGAGUGGAAGUUUCAACGUUACAUGCAGAGGUAUCUUCGUACCAUCCAAAGCAUUGAUGAUAAUGUUGGCCGUAUGCUUGACUGGCUUGAUAAAGAAGGUCUCGCGGAGGACACUAUCGUCGUCUACACAUCUGACCAAGGAUUCUUUCUUGGUGAGCAUGGUUGGUUUGACAAACGAUUCAUGUACGAAGAGAGCUUCCAAAUGCCUUUCAUGAUCCGUUACCCAAGAGAGAUCAAACCCAAGUCGGUAUGCGGUGAUAUUAUCUGCAACGUCGAUUUCGCACCUACGUUUUUGGACUUUGCAAACACGCGCAUCCCCACUUACAUGCAAGGUGUAUCUUUCCGGCCACUUGUCCAGGGCAAGACACCAUCAGAUUGGCAACAAGUCGCAUACCAUCGCUACUGGAUGCACCGAGACAUCAUACACGAGGCUUAUGCUCACUACGGUGUUCGUGAUCAGAGGUACAAGUUGAUCUACUGGUAUAAUGAGGGCUUUGGCCUUGAAGGUACAAGGGCUGGAGGCCAGGAAAGAGAGUGGGAGUUGUUUGACUGCCAGGAAGACCCACUGGAACUGUUCAAUUGUUAUAAAGACCCGCAAUAUGUUGAUGUUGUUCGACGGAUGACGCAGAUGCUAGAGGACAAAAUGGCCGAGAUUGGAGAUGAGGAUGUUCACAAAACGCUUGGCCCCUUGUGA